AAAACAGGAAGUAAACAGGUAACAGGCAGAUGUUAAAAACCUUGCCCCAUUCCUGUGUUGAGAGGACUUUUUUGUUUUUUUCUCCCGCUCCCCAGAGAUGUGAACUUUGUCCCCAUAAGGAUGGAGCUUUAAAAAGAACAGAUAAUGGGGGUUGGGCCCAUGAGGUGUGUGCUCUGUAUAUUCCGGAGGUACAAUUUGCCAAUGAUUCCACAAUGGAACCAAUUGUUUUACAGUCUGUUCCACAUGAUCAUUGUAAUAAGGUUGAGACUGAGCUCAAGUUAAUCUGUGGCGAUGUUCUGGAUGCACUGGACAAACACCUCAUUCCAGCAGCUACCACUGGCAAGUCCAAGGUUUUCUAUUAUGAAAUGAAAGGGGACUACCACAGGUAUCUGGCAGAAUUUGCCACAGGAAAUGACAGGAAGGAGGUGGCAGAGAACAGCCUGGUGGUUUACAAAGCUGCUAGUGAUAUUGAAACGGGUUUCUCCAUGUUGGCCAGGCUGGGCUCGAACUCCUGGUUUCAAGUGAACCUCCCAACUUGGCUUCCCAAAGUGCUGAGAUUACAGGCGUGAGCCACCAUCCCCGCCCCCUCAAAAUCUGUUAGGACGACAGUCUCGCCAAGGCAAUGCAGUUGC
Molecule: messenger RNA, 632 nt
Organism: Pan troglodytes (chimpanzee)
Lineage: Eukaryota; Metazoa; Chordata; Mammalia; Primates; Hominidae
Product: PHD finger protein 14-like
Exons: 6
Coding region: 30-569 (179 amino acids)
Source: RefSeq, a predicted model, not a curated record